AUGGUAUCGGACUUGAAGCCUGAAACCAUUUUGAUAGAUUUAACUGGUGCAUUGAAGCUUGGUGAUCUUGGUACUGCUAGGGUAUUUCCUAAUUCCGCUAUCAAACUCACUCCUCAGGUUUACACACUGCAAUACAGAGCACCAGAGAUCUUGCUAGGUUCUGAGGACUACACAGCAGCUAUUGACAUCUGGUCAAUUGGCUGCAUCUUUUUUGAAAUGUUGGUAGCGAAGAAGCAACAAGAAAGGAAACUCUUUUAUGGGAAAUCUGAAAUUGAUAUGCUGCAAGAUAUUUUCAGGUACUAUAGCUUGUGAAUUCAUUGACAUAUU
Quercus robur (English oak) is the source of this 327-nucleotide messenger RNA. RefSeq lists its product as uncharacterized. Gene Ontology annotation, molecular function: cyclin-dependent protein serine/threonine kinase activity; ATP binding. The transcript has 3 exons. Gene Ontology annotation, cellular component: nucleus. Gene Ontology annotation, biological process: protein phosphorylation. Bases 1 to 312 code for a protein of 103 amino acids. The record is from RefSeq and is a predicted model, not a curated record. NCBI's taxonomy places the organism in Eukaryota, Viridiplantae, Streptophyta, Magnoliopsida, Fagales, Fagaceae.